This is a messenger RNA of Pyricularia pennisetigena, 1080 nucleotides long. RefSeq lists its product as uncharacterized. Gene Ontology annotation, molecular function: enzyme regulator activity; glutamate-cysteine ligase catalytic subunit binding. The transcript has 2 exons. Gene Ontology annotation, biological process: glutathione biosynthetic process. Gene Ontology annotation, cellular component: glutamate-cysteine ligase complex. The record is from RefSeq and is a predicted model, not a curated record. Lineage: Eukaryota; Fungi; Ascomycota; Sordariomycetes; Magnaporthales; Pyriculariaceae. The coding region runs from base 1 to 1080 and encodes 359 amino acids.
AUGACGAAACUCAUCCUAUCUACCGGGAACAUCGUCUCGGGAGGUCCCUCCAUAAUCCGCAAGCCGGGCGCCUUUCGAUCGAAUCUCGAACUCACAAACUCGCUACGCAGCAACUUCCUCGCCGCGCAGGAGUAUUACGCCGCCGAGGCCGAAGCGGCGGCGCACAACGGCAACGGGAACGGUAACGGGAUCGCCAACGGCAACGGCAAUGGCAAUGGGAACGGCAUCAACGGGGGCAGGCGUAGGGUGCCCGCCUCGAUAUGGACGACCAGGGAGAAGAUGUCGCUAAAGAGGAAGGCCGGCGAUGGCGACGCUGCGAGGGAGGCGCAGCAAGAACAAGACGAGCAGGAGGAGGUUCUGUAUGUGCCGCGCAUAGACUGGUUCGCGGCAGGGCUUCAGGAGGAGGCUUCACAGUACGACAUCACGGCCAAGUUGUUCUUUCUGCCGACGGCCCCUACCGCGUCGCGUCGUCGGUACGCGCGCGAAGCAUUGUCGCUCGUGCUGCGGGAACUCGGUGUUCGGGCAGUUGACCUGCUUAUAGUGUCGUUCCCUGGCAUGUCCUUUGAGGAGGACUGCGAAUGGGAGGCCGACAAGAAGAAUGGAGAGCAAGGUGACGAUGAGGAGGAGGCAGCGACGUGGCGGAUCGUCGAGGAUCUCCAUAAGGAGGGCCUUGUCCAGCGACUCGGUCUUUCCGAGUUUGGCAGCGAGAAGCUGGCAAGGUUCUUGGCUAGGAAGCCCACAAUCCGUCCUGCAGUAGACCAGAUAAACGUCAAGAACUGCUGUAGCGUGCCGCCGCCGCUGGCGAAGCUGGCCAAGGAGCAGAAGAUCGAGCUGUUGGUGCAUAGCGACUGCACGGAUAUCCUACCGCAAGGCACGCUACGCGAACUGCUUGGGCCGGGGAUCCGCGGAGCUGGGAUACUUGCUUCAGAGUCUGGCGGCGAUGAUGAGGAAUAUGAAGGUGGUCUCCUUAGGGGCGAGAUCACUCCCGAGUGGGUCAUCAAAUACACCGCAGUGGUCAGGGACCGCGGCGUCAUUGAAAACAAAGGCUAUUUUGCUGGGGCGGAGCUUCGCGAGACAUGA